CUCCGACACGCCCCCACCCAGGUGCAGCAGCCAUGGCGACCGCAGGACCUGCCUGGACGGGGACGCUGGGUGCUCUGAUCGCAGCCCUGCUUCUGGGGGUCGCAGAGCCUGUUCUUGCCAACGACGUUUCCUGUGGCAACCCCCCUGCUGCCGGGCACUCAGCGAGCAACCGCGACCUGGGAGCUGGGCCCGAGGAGGGCACUCGGGACGACAGCAGUACCCGCAUCAUCAACGGGUCCGACUGCGGGAAGCAUGCCCAGCCGUGGCAGGCCGCGCUGCUGCUGGGGCCCAACCAGCUCUACUGCGGGGCCGUGUUGGUGCACCCGCAGUGGCUGCUCACGGCCGCCCACUGCAGGAAGCAAGGUUUCAGAGUCCGUCUUGGCCACCAAUCCCUGUCGCCCGUUUAUGAAUCUGGGCAGCAGUUGCUCCGGGGGCUCAAGUCCAUCCCCCACCCUGGCUACCACCACCCCGCCCACUCCAACGACCUCAUGCUAAUCAAACUGAACAGAAGGGUCCGGGUCACGCAGGAUGUCAAGCCCAUCAAUGUCUCCUCCCGUUGUGCACCUGCUGGGACCAAGUGCAUGGUAUCUGGCUGGGGGACAACCAGCAGCCCCACAGUGCACUUUCCCAAGGUCCUGCAGUGCUUGAACAUCACUGUGCUAAGUCAGGACACGUGCAAGAAGGCCUACCCAGGACAGAUAGAUCACACCAUGUUCUGUGCUGGCGACCAGGCGGGUCGGGACUCCUGCCAGGGUGAUUCCGGGGGGCCUGUGGUCUGCAAUGGCAGGUUGCAGGGACUCGUGUCCUGGGGAGACUACCCCUGUGCCCAGCCCAACAAACCCGGCGUCUACACCGACCUCUGCCAGUUCUCCAAGUGGAUCCACAACACCAUCCAGGCCAACACCUGAGUCACCCGGGACCCAGCACGCCAGCAUCCCCUCCCCCCAUUCCUUCCUAAGCAUGUGGAGGGUGUCAACCCCUUCAGCCCCUGCCCCUGUGUCUCCUGGAAUCAGGCUCCACUUACCCACCAGGGGACCCACCCUGUCUCUCUAGUCGUAUCCGGGGACCAAUUCCCCAGAAUGCCCAAGCGGGACGUGCGUCUCAGUCUCCCCAGAGCUUCUGUCCUCAAGCCCAGAGUCCAUUCCUUCUCUGCAGCUGUGGCUCAGAUUUAGUGCCAGAAAUAAACCGUCCAAGGAGAAGUGGACUCUGUGUGUCUCCUGCCUGUUCCCCAG
Molecule: messenger RNA, 1232 nt
Organism: Microcebus murinus (gray mouse lemur)
Lineage: Eukaryota; Metazoa; Chordata; Mammalia; Primates; Cheirogaleidae
Gene: KLK5
Product: kallikrein related peptidase 5
Biological process (GO): amelogenesis; proteolysis; extracellular matrix disassembly
Cellular component (GO): secretory granule
Molecular function (GO): serine-type endopeptidase activity
Source: RefSeq, a predicted model, not a curated record